CUGUGAUGUUUAGUCUGUAAUAUAAUUUGGUCAAUUAUAAUCUAUAAAACUUAAAGUGGUAAUAUGAUCUUCAGAGCAUCUCCUUUGGUUAUAUCGAAGUUACGUAAAUACACUCAAAAAAAAAACAUACCAGAUAAAAGCAAUGAAAGUAAUCAAAUUAAUGGAAGUAACAAAUCGAGCGAAGAAGAAAACAGCGAAGAUUCAAACCUGUAUACUUGUAAUACUAAGUCAAAGCAAAUAUCAAAAAGAAAGCAGCGAUCACAUGAUGAAAGCAAAGAUGAAAGACAUUCAACUAUAAAAAGAAAGAAAAGAAAACUACAUUACAAAACAAUACCAAAUCACGAAAAUGAAAACGAAACAGACAAUGAAUGUAAUAUGGUUUCCAGUACAAAAAAGAGGAAAAUUUCUCCUUUUGGAAUUAAAAGAAGAAGGACUAUUAAAGUUCAAUGGACGAACGAUGAAUGUAGAGCGGUUUUAUCUGCAUUUCCUAAUGCCAUAGAAUACUACCGACUAAAUAAAAAACUACCAUCUUUUAAAAAGAUCAAUGAAGCAAGACUGAAAUAUCCAAUAUUAAGAAACC
Molecule: messenger RNA, 580 nt
Organism: Temnothorax curvispinosus
Lineage: Eukaryota; Metazoa; Arthropoda; Insecta; Hymenoptera; Formicidae
Exons: 4
Source: RefSeq, a predicted model, not a curated record